CCGUCGGCCCUACAAAUCCCUCACAGUUUCCUUCCCUCCACUCCCCCCGACAAACUGAAUAGUCCCAAUGUGGAGAUCGACGUCAGCGUCGUGGCUUCUCCGGCGAGGCCUCGCUGGAACCACGACACGGCGGCUAUGGCCCGCAAGCCAAUUUCAUCCCCUCCAACCACGGGCCCACCUCUGCUCGUCGGUGUCCUCGGCCUCCGGCGAGAAGCCGCCGGAAUCGAUAACGCAUACUGAUGCGAAGAGGCUGAUGCGGCUGGUCAACGUGGAGGCUCUGAAGAGAAGGCUUGGGAUGGAGCGGGAGGAGAUCAUUGGAUACUCGAAGCUGCUUGAGGCAUGUGAGGAAGAGGGUGUUGCUAGGGACAAAGAAGAAGCGGAGGCGUUCGCUAGGGUUUUAGAUGAGGCUGGGGUCGUGCUGCUGUUCAGAGAUCAGGUUUACCUUCAUCCUGAUAAGGUUGUGGAUCUAGUGAGAAGGGCAGUACCUCUUGCUUUGCCACCUGAGAAUGAUCCUCGGCAUGAAGAGCUAAACCAGCUUAAGAAAAAGAAGGAUGAGAUCGAUUUGCUUGCUCACAAACAAGUUCGGAGCAUUUUGUGGUCUGGACUGGGGUUCUUUGUCGUGCAAGUUGGGCUCUUCUUUAGGCUCACCUUCUGGGAGUUCUCAUGGGAUGUGAUGGAGCCCAUAGCAUUCUUUACAACCACAGCAGGAAUCCUUGUUGGCUAUGCCUAUUUCUUAUUCACCUCAAAGGAUCCAACAUAUCAGGAUCUGAUGAAGAGGCUCUUCCUAUCAAGACAGAGGAAGCUACUUCACAAGAAGAAUUUCAACAUGGAGAGGUUAAUUGAACUGCAAAGGCACUGCAGAUCUCCAUUGGACUGUCAGACAGGAGAAAUAGGUAUAAAAACCCGAUAGCAACUAACUUUUUCUUUACCAUAAAGUGAUCUCCCAGUUCAUUUUCAGCGUUCUUCUGGGGCUUCUUACUCGCUGUUGUCUAGGGGAAAUUAUUAUGUGCGGAGUUUGAACGUAGAGGAUCAUCCGGAUUACAAGACGCACUGUGUACGCUCUGCUUACACUCUGCGUCUUUGUAGAUACGCAGCAAAUAAGCAGCAAAUCCUCACAACUAAUAUUUGUUGUUUAUUUACUGCUUAUCUACAAAUAUGUAGUAUAUAUGCAGUAAAUAAGCAGAGCUUAAGCAUAGGAUAUGCAGUAAUCCGGAAGAUCUUCUACGUUCGGACUCCCCACAGAAUAAUUUCACGAUGUCUAGAGAUGCUAAAAGGUUUUUCUUUUGUUUUUUCUUAACUGUUUCAACUUUGAAACUUUGGUGUGGUCAUGGGAGGCAGCAGAGCAAUUUUGGCACCUGUUACUUGAACCAAAUUAUGACAAAUCCCAAGCUUAAAUGGGAGUGAAAAGUUAAUUCCAACAAUUAUGAUCAAACAAACUGCUCUUCAUAUAUGUUGUGCUUCA
This is a messenger RNA of Dendrobium catenatum, 1462 nucleotides long. RefSeq names its product calcium uniporter protein 6, mitochondrial. Gene Ontology annotation, cellular component: uniplex complex; mitochondrial inner membrane. Gene Ontology annotation, biological process: calcium import into the mitochondrion; mitochondrial calcium ion homeostasis. The transcript is spliced from 2 exons. The coding region runs from base 68 to 910 and encodes 280 amino acids. The record is from RefSeq and is a predicted model, not a curated record. Lineage: Eukaryota; Viridiplantae; Streptophyta; Magnoliopsida; Asparagales; Orchidaceae. Gene Ontology annotation, molecular function: uniporter activity; calcium channel activity.